AUGACCUUCCUCAAAUGUAUCCUCGGACUUGGCAAAUGCACCGCUGAAGGAAGAGAGCUUAAAAGCCACAUAACAGAUGCUCUCGAAAAUGAGUGCGCUAAAUGUACUGAAAAACAGAAGGAUGGUGUUAAAUAUGUUAUGAAACAUAUGAUCAAAUACAAGGUGGACGACUGGAAAAAGUUGACAGACAAGUACGAUCCUGAAAACAAAUACAGGACAAAGUAUGAAAACCAACUGCGUGAGGUCGAGGCUUAA
This is a messenger RNA of Arctia plantaginis, 255 nucleotides long. Lineage: Eukaryota; Metazoa; Arthropoda; Insecta; Lepidoptera; Erebidae. The record is from the annotation of a GenBank genome assembly.